UUAUUAUUAGGUUGUCCGAGAUGUCACUGCAUGUUGUGUAUGUCUUUGUUUAAAUCAAACAUUUCUCAUUGAUUACCUUUGAAAUAGAUUUGAAAAAAGUCUUGCUUUUUUUCUUUUCACAGGUGAAAGUUCAUUAGAAAAUGAAGAACAAUAACAGCAAUACUAAGCUAAUCCUCCUUCAUCCCUAUAUCCAAAAACAAGGAAGUUCUAACAAAUUAUGGCUUCUUGCUUUCAUUUCCUUCUUCACCAUAGCUUUUCUUCUCACUCUUGUAUACACCCGAGAGUCGACUACUGGUAAACCAACUGCCGCCGGGAUCAUAGCCGUGACAGGCGGUGGUGUUGGUGAUGCUGCGCCAUUGCCGACCACCGUUGUCAACACCCUUCUCCAUUAUGCUUCGAAAUCCAACGACAGCUUCCACAUGUCAUAUUCCGAGCUGAAGCCGAUCUCCGAUGUGCUCCGGAAACGCUCCUCGCCGUGUAAUUUCCUUGUUUUCGGGCUAACUCCAGAAACCCUUCUCUGGAAAUCACUGAACCACAACGGCCGCACGGUUUUCAUCGAAGAAAACCGAUACUACGCCGCUUAUUUCGAAGAGAUACAUCCCGAAAUCGAUGUCUUCGACGUCCAAUACACGACCAAGAUGAAUGAAACAAAGGAGCUCAUAGCGUCCGCCAAAGAACAAAUCCACAACGAAUGUCGGCCGGUCCAAAACCUGUUGUUCUCAGAUUGUAAGCUCGGAAUCAACGAUUUGCCGAACCACGUUUACGAAGUGGAUUGGGAUGUGAUAUUAAUCGAUGGGCCGAGAGGCAACGGACCAGAAAGUCCCGGCAGAAUGCAACCGAUCUUCACCGCUGGCGUGUUAGCGAGGAGCAAGAAAGGGGGCAGCCUUAAAACACAUGUUUUCGUCCAUGAUUAUUACAGAGAUGUGGAACAGAUGUCAGGGGAUGAGUUUUUGUGUAGGGAAAACAUGGUGGAACGCAAUGAUAUGCUUGCCCAUUUCAUGGUCGAAAGAAUGGAAGAGAAUAGCUUCCAGUACUGUCGCAAUAAGAACAAUUCAUCAUCGUCAACAAAAGCUUCAGUUUCGUAGUCGUUGUUAAUUCAAGUUCAUGAAAAAGAUAAAUCUUUUGUACUAUUUAUCAUCAUUUGAAAUUUGUGUGCGGGUAGGGGAAGCGUGAUUGUAAAAAAUAACUUUUUUUUUUGUCAAUGAAAAAAAAGGUAAAUUCAUUUAA
Gossypium raimondii (Peruvian cotton) is the source of this 1227-nucleotide messenger RNA. RefSeq names its product protein IRX15-LIKE. The transcript has a single exon. Bases 141 to 1085 code for a protein of 314 amino acids. The record is from RefSeq and is a predicted model, not a curated record. Gene Ontology annotation, biological process: xylan biosynthetic process. Lineage: Eukaryota; Viridiplantae; Streptophyta; Magnoliopsida; Malvales; Malvaceae.